Messenger RNA from Colletotrichum truncatum, 1461 nucleotides. RefSeq lists its product as uncharacterized. NCBI's taxonomy places the organism in Eukaryota, Fungi, Ascomycota, Sordariomycetes, Glomerellales, Glomerellaceae. The record is from RefSeq and is a predicted model, not a curated record. Gene Ontology annotation, biological process: chromosome segregation; CENP-A containing chromatin assembly.
AUGGCGCGUUUCUCGAUCCCGACCAAGGGGCGUUUGGCGUCGGACGUGCGCCUUCCGCCUUCCAAUGCCGCUGUUCAGAAAGCGCUGGGCCGCUUGUCUCGCUCAUCACUUCUAACUCUUGUAUUGGAUUGGAUUAGCGACGAGAACGUCACUCUUUGUGUACCAUUCCUGGGGGAGGACAUUGACGAUGAUGUUUUCUAUCAGCCAGCCGCAUCGCUGGAUGAACUGCGGGCUGUUUACACGGAGCUGCAAUCCCAAAAAGGGUCCAAGAGAGACGUUCUUGACCGCAUUAUCGAAGGCGACUGGCAGCAUGGUCUGACUCUGUACCAAUUGGCCAUGGCAGAUGCCCAAUAUCUUCAAGACCAUCCGGCGUCACAAAAGUGGACGGCUUAUAAAAUUCUGCCCCUGAAGGAGAUAUCUCUUGAGGGGGGUGAUGAGCAACCGGUUCUGGAAGUCGACAGAAAGUCAUUGAAACUGCCACGAUUCCACCCAUCCACAUUUAUACAGAAUCUUCAAUCUCAUGUUCUCCCAGACGUCAAGGCCCACUAUCACAUUCACCGGCCACACGGACUAGCUCUCUCAGUCUUGCGCAUCUUCAUCGUGGAGUCCCCAUACAGCACAAGCAUGGCGCAUCUUGGUAAUGGAAGCAUAUCCACUAACCCUGAUGGCGAUAACUCUCGGACGCUUUAUAUAGCAUUUCCUGACGCUUCGCCAUACAUUUACCUCUCCAAAUCGCAAACUCUUGGAACGCUAGGCGCAGCAGAGUCAAAGAGUUUCCGCAACCUGGUUGUUGCAGGUAUACCAAAAGCUCUUUCUCGGCCUCGAGAAAGAUAUAUACUGAAACCUACACAAUUCUCGACUAAGAACAUCUCGGCAUUGUUACACACCAGAGGUGUCGGCCGUACAAACGCGGCUGCAGGUGGAUGGGACAUUUAUGCCGACAAGAAGAAGACCGAGUCACCCCUUGAUACCAUUUUACCUACUCCUCCGUUCUCUGAAGAUUCAUCCGACGACGGUCCGAAUACGCCUAGAACCACUGCUCUCAAGAGGAAAGCCGACACAUCUGAUGGCAUCGACAGGGUGUCAAAACGAUCCCUUCUCUCUGCUCAAGCAAGGUUUGGGGACACUGCUAGAGUCGAUGAUGGGCUCGCCAUCGAAAGAGUAGACAUUACGAUCGAAGAUCCAUUUAUCGGUCUCCCUCAAGAUGCAUUGAACGCAGAGAAAGAUUCCCAGUCUGCACAAAGAACGGACGGAAGUCAGGAUGAUGGCAGGUCACGCUGGACUCCGGAUGUGAAGUUGGUCUUCCAUGGCUCUCAUGUAUUUGCCGGGAUACGAAAACUAGUCGAAAACGGGAUUGUGAAUGGAGAGCGGAUGCCCGGGUGGUUAACAGGAGAAGAAAACGUCACUGUCGGGGCCGUCCGACAUGGCAGGGUGAGGGGAUAUAAAGGAUCAGGGAUAUGA